Messenger RNA from Musca domestica (house fly), 1175 nucleotides. RefSeq names its product ubiquitin-conjugating enzyme E2 J2. The record is from RefSeq and is a predicted model, not a curated record. Lineage: Eukaryota; Metazoa; Arthropoda; Insecta; Diptera; Muscidae. The transcript has 4 exons. Bases 218 to 1000 code for a protein of 260 amino acids.
GAGUGCAAUUUGUUUUGAUUAUAGAAAUUUUCAUAUAUUUUUAAACUGGAAUAGAACAAAAUUUUAAAAAAUUGUCAUUAAAGAAUAACAAGAAAUACAAAACGACGUGGAAAAUAAAUUGUAUAAACAACUACAUAGUGGUCCAACCUUAGAUUGUUAAUACUCAAUACAUUGGAUAGCUGACUUAUUGGGAACAACUUGGGGACGUGUACACGCAAUGGCUUUAGCACGUUUGAAACAGGAAUAUUUACAUUUGAAACGAGAUCCAGUGCAAUAUAUUACAGCCGAGCCCUCGCCCGCUAAUAUUUUGGAAUGGCAUUAUGUUAUCAAAGGUCCAGAAGAUUCGCCAUACUAUGGUGGCUACUACCAUGGCACACUGUUGUUUCCACCCCAAUAUCCGUUCAAAGCGCCUGCAAUAUUCAUGCUUACACCAAGUGGUCGUUUCAAAAUAAGAACACGAUUAUGCUUAAGUAUAUCAGAUUACCACCCAGAGACCUGGGACGCAUCCUGGCGUGUCGGUACAAUAUUGAUGGGUCUAUUAAGUUUUAUGAUGGAAAGCACUCCCACUAUAGGCUCCAUUGAAACAGGACUUUCUGAAAAACAGCAACUAGCCAAAAGGUCGCUAGCAUUUAAUUUAAAAAAUAAAACUUUUGUUGAAUUAUUUCCCGAAAUUUGCAAAGAAAUCAAAGCAAAACUACAAAGUGAAAAAGAUUUAAAAUUGAAAGCAACUAAUGCUGAAAUAACUGAAAAAGGGGCUGGUACCAAUAACACCAACUUGAAAAGUGAAGAGAAUGUUAAGCUGGAAACUGCGACCAGUGGUGAAAGUGGUAAAACAAAUGCUGCCAAUCAAACCAAUGUGGAGUUGAGAACUGAAAAAGAGUUACAGCUAAGUACGCCGAGUGUUGCAUCGGCUAAUAAUGAUGAUGUGGCCAACGGUGCAAAUGGUAAACCGAAUGUAGCCGCCAGUGGUGACGUUGAAAGCAGUAGUACGAUUGUUUAAAUAGCGUCGCCAUAAAUGAAAAUGGCUAAAAAAGGUUAGAAUCCUGAAAUAGGUGUAGUAAUAAUAUUGAAAAUUUUGUAAAUAAAAAUACAUUAAUACAUAAUAAGUUUCAUUAAUUAUUCAAUAUAAUAAAUUUCUAAUUUAUUGUUUAAUAAAGCAUUAUCAAUUUUAAGUA